Hypanus sabinus (Atlantic stingray) is the source of this 2837-nucleotide messenger RNA. Its product is annotated as nuclear factor 7, brain-like. The transcript has 6 exons. Gene Ontology annotation, molecular function: zinc ion binding; protein binding. NCBI's taxonomy places the organism in Eukaryota, Metazoa, Chordata, Chondrichthyes, Myliobatiformes, Dasyatidae. The record is from RefSeq and is a predicted model, not a curated record. The coding region runs from base 1314 to 2729 and encodes 471 amino acids.
AUUUACAUAUAUAUAUAGAUAGAUAUUGUACUUCUAUAUUAUGUAUUGCAUUGAACUGUUGCUGCUACGUUAACACAAUACAGGACAUGACACAUGACACCUGCCGGUGAGAAUAAACCUGAUUCUGAUUCUGAGAUGGUGGAGGUUUAUGGAGGAUGAGGUGAUGGAUGUGGACACUUGUGCGCUGGUAGGUUAGGACAAGAGGAACUCUAUCACUGUUGAGGCAGAGGGAAGAUGAGGUGAGCACAGAUGUUCGGGAAAUGGAGGAGAUGCAGGUAAGGGCAACAUCAAUAGCGGAGGAAAGGAAACCGUUCUUUACAGAGAACAUACCUGAUGUUCUGGAGGGGAAACUGCAUUCUGGGAACAGAUUCAGUGGAAAUGAAGGAGUUUAGAAAAGUUACAGGAUACUGGGUGGGAAGAGGUAUCGUCAAGGUACCUGUGGGAAUCAGUAGCUUUAUAAAAUAUGUCAGUUGACAGUUUGUUUCCAGAGAUGGAGGCAGAGAGAGGGGCAAAGGGGAGGGAAGUGUUUGAAAUGGACCAAGUGAAUUCAAGUGCAGGGUGGAAGUUAGUGGCAAAGUUGAUGAAAUUGAUAAACUCAGCAUGGGUGCAUGAAGCAGCACCAAUGCAGUCAUUAAUGUUUCUCAGGAAGAUUUGGGAGCAUUACUGGGGAAGGCCUGGAACAUGGACUGUUCUACGUAACCAACAGAGACAGUCAUUACUGGGGCUCAUGCAGACACCCAUGGAUAGCCCUCGAGUCUGGAGAAGGUGGGAGGAGCGGAAGGAAAAUUGGUGAGGGUGAGCACCAGUCCUUCCAGCUGGAGGGGAACUGGUUUGUUCUUUUAUUGAGAAAGAAACAGAGAGCUGUAAGGCCUUCUUGAUGGGGGAUAGAAGUUAUAACUGGACAUUCAUGGUGAAGAUGAGGCGGUCAGUGUCUGGGAAUUGAAAAUUGCUGAGGAGAUUGAGGGCAUGAGAAGUGUCGCGGAUGUGGGUUGGGAGGGAUUGACCUGAAGGGUUUAGAAUGGAGACAAUGCAUGAUGACAAGUUCAGUGGGGCUGGAGCAGGAAUUCCCUUUCAGUUGUACUUUACACUGAACCAGGCUCCGCGCUCCGGGUUCAUUUAUAUUCAGACCUCUCUAAUGUGUUUCUGAUCCCACCCUGACGUGGAAAUUGCCGCGAUUCCUGCCCAGAGAACACUUGGAGCAACGUUGUUCAUUCCCGAGUCUGCAGCGCCCCUAGUGGACAUUCCAGGUACCGCAGGGUUCAGCAGCUCCCGAAAGUGAAAGGAUCCUGAACCGGGAAGUACCGGGAGUUAACAUGGCUUCGGAAGGACAGGUCGAGAGUUUAACCGAGGAGGUAAUUUGUCCCAUCUGCCUGGAUUUCUUCACCGAUCCGGUGUCACUGGAGUGUGGACACAACUUCUGCCGCACCUGUAUCACACGGUGUUGGGAAAGGGAGGAAAGAAACUCCUGCCCGGAAUGUAGAGAGGAGUUUGCAGACCGCACCCUCAGGGUCAGUCGGGUGUUAGCAAGACUGGCUGAAAAAGCUCGAAAACUGCACCUGAAGCCGAAAGGGAAGGAAAGUAAACGUUUCUGCGAGGAACAUGAGGAAGAACUGAAGCUGUUUUGUGAGACGGACAAGACACUGAUCUGCCUGAUCUGUAGAGAUGCGCGGGAACACAAGUCUCACAACUUCAUGCCGGUUAACGAAGCCGUUAACAUUUACCAGGAUCGGGUUAAAUCUUCCUUGGACUCUCUCACAAAAAGACAAGCAGACUUCCAGGAAAUGGAGCAGGAACAGAAAGAGAAGAUUUCUGGAGUUCGGGAGCAGUCACAAAGUGUUCAGUCCCAGAUCACAUCCCAGUUUGAUGAACUGCGCCGGAUUAUCACCGAGAAAGAGCAGCGUGCACUCCGAGAUAUCAGGGAAGAAGAGGAGAGGAUUCUAAAUCCAAUGGAGAAAAAUCUUCAAGUAAUUCAAGAGAAUUUAAAUGCCAUCUACAAGGAAAUUUCAAAGUUACAGGAACAGAUGGAUCAACAAGACAAUAUCAUAUUCCUCAUGGAGGAAGCUCGUCGGAAGAGGAGGAUUAGUGAUAAUUUCCAGACAUUGUCAGUGACAGACGGUGCCCUAUUGGUUGGAAAAUUCGAUCACCCCUAUUUGCUCGACAUAGCAUCGGAAGAAGUGAUUGGCGGCAUUAAACAUGUCUCUGUCACCCUGGAUGUGGAAACGGCGAAUCCGUGGCUCGAGGUGUCUGAGGAUCGGAAGAGUGUGAGAUUGACCGGGACCUGGAGGAAUCUCCCUGACACCGGGAAGAGGUUCACAUACUGGGCUUGUGUGCUGGGAUCGGAGGGAUUCACAUCGGGGAGACAUUACUGGGAGGUGGAGGUGACGGGGAAUCAGAGCUGGAGUCUGGGAGUCGCCGCAGAGUCUGUGGAGAGGAAGGGAGCGGUCACACUGAGUCCGGAGACCGGAUGCUGGACCAUCGGGCGGUUUAAUGACGGGAUGUGGGUUUACACCUCCCCUGUGUCCCGUCUCCCUGCCGGUCCCAUCCCCGGGAGGGUGGGAGUUUAUCUCAGUUACGAGUCCGGGACAGUUUCAUUUUACAACGCGGAGACCAAGUCCCAUCUCUACACCUUCACUGGGAAUAAAGUCACGGAGAAACUUUAUCCUUACUUCGGGUUUGGAUAUAAAAACCAGUGGCUGAGAAUCUGUUCCGGUUCCGCUGCGGGUCUGUAAACGGGUCGGGUCCCGGGACCGGUGUCAGGAGUCAGUCAGUGUAAAUAUAAAUGUGCGGAGAGUGAAAUAAACACGAUGUGAGAAUUAUCGAUCCAUUAAUUUUAACUG